AUGAAGUUGGAAUGGAAGACAGUUUUUUUCGAACUCGGCGGAGAUUCGAUCAGUGCUAUCACACUGGUUGGUAUGGCGCGAGAGGAACACAACUUACAAAUCAAAGUUGCCUCGUUAUUUGCAAAUCCCACUAUACAUGAGAUGGCACAAACCUUGGAAUUCGUUACUCCAGAGUCAAUGCAAACUUGGGCUCCCUUUUCCAUGCUGAAGACAUCGGAAUUGCAAGCAAUUACCGAACAGGCAAUUGAACAAUGUCAAGUCAGCAGAGACCAAAUUGAAGACAUAUAUGGUUGCAUUUCAUUGCAAGAAGGGCUCAUGUCUUGGAGUGCAAGGAAUCCCGGCUCUUUCCAGGCACGCUUCAUCUUUCGCCUCCCCGACACUAUUGAUACCCAAAAAUUCCACGAAGCCUGGUGUUAUACCUCUAAUUCCACACCUAUAUUUCGCACUCGCAUCAUCCAGACGGAUGCUUCUUUCUGA
Molecule: messenger RNA, 477 nt
Organism: Trichophyton rubrum CBS 118892
Lineage: Eukaryota; Fungi; Ascomycota; Eurotiomycetes; Onygenales; Arthrodermataceae
Exons: 1
Coding region: 1-477 (158 amino acids)
Biological process (GO): amino acid activation for nonribosomal peptide biosynthetic process; secondary metabolite biosynthetic process
Cellular component (GO): cytoplasm
Molecular function (GO): phosphopantetheine binding
Source: RefSeq, a predicted model, not a curated record